CUUGGCCGGCCACAGCACCGAAACAUCGCCCAGACACAAGCUCCCGGCUGCCCUGCCCAGGCCGCUGUUGCGCUAUCGCUCCGUCUCUCGCCUUUGAUAUCCCUCUAUUGCCGCACCCGUCCGCAUGGCUGCCGCCGCCCUCGCUGCCCAGCUGCUCUCCUACAACGUCCCGGAGCUGCGGCUCGAUCGGGACGUGCUGACCAAGACCAUCCGCACUUCGACCGAGGUUGCCUCGGCCCAAGCGCGAGAGUGGGGCAUCUUUGUCGUCAAGACCGCUCUUGUACCUGGCUGGGCUCCGUUCCAAAAGGCAGACGCUGACUCACAAGUUACCACCCGAGCACCUCUUGCGACGCUGCUCUCGUCGAUCCGCCAGGCCCUGAUUGCCGACCUCAACGAGCCCGGCGACUGGGCCGAGAACAUCUCGACCCUGGCACGAACCUGGAUUCAGUCGACCCCGCCAAAGCUCGACCGUCCCACCGACCUGGACCAGUCCCUCCGUUUGGAUCUCCAGUAUGAACGAUCGCUGUCCAGCCCGCGCUACCUUGGCUCCAAGCACGCUCCUGUCUAUGAGCUCAUCCACAAUGUCAUCAAGGAGCGGUCGGGAUACAUCCUCAAGACCGAAUACUUCAAGUUGCUCCGGAUCCACCAAGCUGCCCUUGACGCUCCCGUAUCCUCAAAGUUCCCAAAGCUACCGGUCAUUGGGCCUGCACAACUCGAACUGGAGCACUCAAGCCUGAAGGAAAAGUGGACCCGGAUCGAGUCAGUCGUAAACGACGAGCUGGUCCAUGGCCUUGAGGAUGCCUGGAAGCUCGCACACCAGGCAUUCGACUGUCUGCUGACGACGACCAGCCGACAGAAGGAUCUGCGCGGCAAGAGUAUCGGCCGAGCCGCUAAGGAGUUCACCAGUCAACACAAGGACGAGUUGCAGUCCUUUGACGACUACUGGGCCGCCGUUUCGGACCGGUUCAAAAAGAAGGGUGGCAGGGGCAAGCUGGAUGGCUCCUUGACGAUCGACGAGCUUGACGGUGCUCUCGACGCCUACGUCACGGCCCAGAUCAAGAUGAUCCGGGACUAUGACGAGGACGUCCUGGGCGGGGCCAUGGCCGAGUCUCAACAGAUCCUCAAGAACUUUGAGCAGACCUAUCUCCGGAUCCUGAGCGAGGUUGAGAACAAGCAGACGCAUCAAGACUCCCAGUUCUUCCAGCGCCUGCUCAAGUCACGACAGAUCGUCGUGGCGGCCGUGCCCAAGAUCGCGCUGUCGAUGAGCCGCUUUACGGAGCAGCUGCAGGCCGAGCACCAGGAGCUGGCAGCAAAGCUGGAGGCCCUCAAGCAAGCAUACUACAGCGAAUCAUCGGCAACGAUUGCUGGGCGCCUCGAAAAGUGUGCCAACAGGGAGUUCAAGAAGCGCACCAAGGAUAUCGAAAGCGAGAUUGCGCGGCGGCGCACCGAGCGGCAGACGCAGAUCGUCUCAGUGUGCGUGCCCAUGAAGGACCUCACCGAUGCUUGUCUGCCGAUCCUGGAGCUGACCCUGGAAGAGUGCGAGAGCUACGAGGCCGAGUUCUUGGCCGGCUACAACGCCUCGUACCAGACGCAGACGGCCGAGUGGAUGCAGAAGAAGGACGAGGUCAUGGACCGUGUCGAGCUGUCAGUGGCUGUGGGCAUGAUCGAAGUUGCCAAGGCCAUGGCGGCGCUGUUCUUCAAGGAGGGAAGACGCCUGGUUGAGGAGAUCCUGUCGAUGAAGGCAGAGAGGAAGCUGCUGGGGACGCCGACCAAGAACGACUCGCCUACAGCCGCGGCAACCGAGCCCGGUACCGAGGGCAGCGACAAGAAAAAGUCCAAGAAGAAGAAGAAGAAGGCUGGGACGCCUGCAUCUGCCGACGCACUUGCAGACUCCGAAGUGCUGGCCCUGUCGGUGACCGGCGAUGACGACGGCGAAUCAAUGCAGGCAAGCAUCCGCAGCGACGCGGGCGACCUCAAUAUCGACACUGACCUUGUCGUCAUCAACAACGGCGAUGUGGCCUCGCAGAGCCCGCUGCAGGAGCUGCCGCCUGGACUCGGUGGCCAGGGCAGCUCGGCUUCGUCGCCUCCCAAGGCCACGCACCCGUCCCUCAAGUUUGUCCAGCAGCAGAUUCAGCAGCGGCAGCAAAUGUUCAGCCAGCAGCCCGGCAGCAGCGCAGUGACCGGAGCGCCCCCUGCGCCGGGCUUCGGCCCAGUCCCGUCCCAAACCGAAUCCCUGGCCGACUUUGACACGCUCGAGGGCGUCAACAACCCGUACUUCCGGCCUCCGCCUGGGACGUUCUAUCCGCCCAACCACAUCGCCCCGGUGGUUCCAGGAGUGUCGGUUCCCAUCAGCGGCUCGGCGUCAGCGCCGUCCGCGGUGUCGACGCAAAUGAUCCUGCGUGAAAUGGCGAUCCUUCGUGAAGAGAACCGACUGCUCAAGCAGGAGAUGGCCGCCGCCCUGGCAUCGAACAAGAUGCUUGUGGAGGAGUCUCACCGGCUCAAGAACGAACUGGGCGUGUUGCUGACCGAGAACCAGAUGCUGGCCGUCAAGUUGCGCGAGUCGAUGGCCUCGGAAGCGUAUCUUCAAGCCCAGCGACCCGAGCGGCCCCUGCCGCAAGGAACAGGCCUCGGCGGUGAUGGCCGCAUCCCGCCGCUGAGUCGCAGCACCUCGGCGUCUACCACCGCAUCGGCCGACCGCGAGCGAGCAGCGGGCUGGCGAAGCCGGGACCGAGGCCACACCCCAAGAGAUCCCAGCAGCGGCGGUGGCUCUCCGGCGACAGGCAGCAGCAGCAGCAGUAGCAAGCCCACCGAUGGUCGCCCGACCCGCGGCGGCCGCCCGACACAAGUGAUCCGAUGCAGCAACUGCGGCCUCAGUGGACACGAGUCGACGACAUGCACGGCGGGCUGCCGGUACUGCGAGGCGCGAGACCAUCUGAGCGAACACUGCCCGGGCAACCGGGGAUGAACGCGAGGGAAGCAGACAGAUGCCGUGCUUUGCCAGACGGUCAUGAUCGUGGGAAGUGGGUGUCGACGCUGGGCAUUCGGUGGGCAUGUGCGCGAUGUUGUAUGGAACGAUGAAUGUGAAAUGGUCAUGGUCGUGAAAUGAAUGAAUGGAUAUGAAUGUGGAUAUGAA
Polychytrium aggregatum is the source of this 3133-nucleotide messenger RNA. RefSeq lists its product as uncharacterized. Gene Ontology annotation, molecular function: nucleic acid binding; zinc ion binding. Lineage: Eukaryota; Fungi; Chytridiomycota; Chytridiomycetes; Polychytriales. The transcript has 2 exons. The record is from RefSeq and is a predicted model, not a curated record. Bases 125 to 2965 code for a protein of 946 amino acids.